ACGAAGACUUUCAUGCCCUACUAGGACAAGGUCUGUGUAGAUAGAUGAUAGUGCAUAGCCCAUUAGCCAAAACUCAAACUGCCACUCUUCUUCCCACAUACAUAUAUAGUACACUACUAUUCUUAUUCCACGUUCAAAGAAAAAAAUAAAUAAAUAAAAAUAAAAAGAGAGAGAGAUUUUGUAGGAGCACUUUUUAUCGUUUUAUUUUUCAAUAACGUCUUUAAGAAUAAGCCAUUUGGUUUAAAUUAUUGUUCAUGAUUAUUAGAAUCUAAAAAAAAAUUAAAUUGAAAAAUAUGUGAGAGAUAUUAUUUUCAGCUGACGCUAAUAAGGCCCAUUUUGAUUAAGACUCAUCAUCAAUAUGGGCCCUUAACCGAGGCCCAGAAGUCAACGUUGUCAUAUCUGUCGGUCUCCAAUGGCGCCUUACCGGAUCCUCUGUUUCCUAUUCGUCCACCUUCUCAACUUGACAUUGAUUGGUUCAUAGACAGUGGAAGCAUGAAUUCAUGCGAGAAGUUGCAGCGAGCGUCGUACGAGUGUCACCGGCGGUUCCCACCCGGUCUGGCGAGGGACUCGGCUUGCCGGCACCUGAACAGGGCGCUGGCGCAGUGUCUGGUGUCGGAGAUGUGUCCGGAAGAAUGUGAGGCGGUGCGAUCGCUGUGCGCCAGCGGCGGGACCCAUCUGAAACGGUCGCAGUGUCAACAGGCCCAGCUAUCUCUUUCAAUAUGCCUUUCUUAUCAUCAAGAAGAUAACCAUUAAAACUACUACUUUGAAAAAGGAUUUAGGAUUCUGUGUUGGGUCAUACAGUUAUCCGUUACGAUUUCCUGCUGGUGAUAUACAGGACCUAGCUUGUAUGUGUACAUAUAUAUACAUGUACAUUACAAUGAGGACCUGUGGUGUUCAGCGGUGGACUGGAAACAGCAGACGCCGGAUUCUUGAUUGAAUUGCUGUUUCUUUAAGCAUGCUACUAAACUUUUCUGUCUUGAAUCUGUAUGUGUGUAUAUAUAGACACACAUUACAGAAUGGGUCAUUUAUGUUUUAGUUAUUGCCAAUUGGAUUCACGCAGAAACAUGAUUAUUGAUUGAUAUGGGUUUUGACUAUUGUUUGUUUAGUUCUGGAGUUUGCUGCAAAGGCAGAUCUAACUUUGUGAUAAUCAGAUGCUAAUACUAUU
Carica papaya (papaya) is the source of this 1165-nucleotide messenger RNA. Its product is annotated as cytochrome C oxidase biogenesis Cmc1-like protein. The record is from RefSeq and is a predicted model, not a curated record. NCBI's taxonomy places the organism in Eukaryota, Viridiplantae, Streptophyta, Magnoliopsida, Brassicales, Caricaceae.